AUGGAGGCAACAAGUACUGGCCGAGCGAGCAGGCCGGCGCCCACCACCCUGGACCCAGAGUGGCAGAGGCGGGUGCGGGACCGCGCAUGGGAGCUGGCCGAGAGCGGCGGCGCCGAGGGGUGGCUCCACAACGUGCUCCUCCUCCAGCACCAUCGACCCUCCACCUCCAUCUCCACAUCCGCCGGUGGUGGUCGAGCCGAGGAGGUGGAGGAGGACCAGCGGCGGAUCGAGCGGGCGAGGCGCGAGCUGGCCAAACGCCAAACGGUGCUGCGACCCCUGCGACUUGGCACCGACGCCGGCCAAGGCGCCACCUCCUCCCGCCACCAGCGAACAGAGGUGGUGAAGGCCAAGAUCGCCAACCUGGAAGCGGCCCUGCGCGCGCUCGAUCUCGAGGAGGAGCGGGAGCUGGAGGCCGAUCGGGCUGAUGCGGCCGCGCGCGACGACGAACUGUUCGUGGUGCGGCCCGACGUGGCGACGGCCGAGCUUGACCAGGCCUUGGCACUCCUCCGCCGGCAGCUCCACCACGCCACCCACGCACUGGCCAGGGAACGGGAGCUGAGGGCGGAGGCGCAGACCAUCGGGGAGGCCCUCACGCGACAGCUCCAGCAGCACCCGCACGAGGCCACCUCACAAGAGGAACGAGAGGAGAUGAUAGGUCGGGUGAAGCAGCUGCGCGAGUGCAACGCGGCUCUGCGGGAGGGCCUCCUCGCGUUCGCCGACCGGAUCUACCCGCCGCCCUCCGCCGGCGCCAGCCAAGAACCCAUCACCAAGAGACCGAGAGCUGUGGAGGAGGGUCCGCCGCCGCCGUACGCGUCGCUGCGGGAGACCCUCGCCGAGCUGCUCGACGCCGCCCAGAAAAGAGAGAAGACUACGAAGGCGAAGACGACAAAGAAGGAUGCGGACGGGUGGGUGGAGAUGUCGACGGACGGGCGAAGGCUGUGGCCGCACUACGUUGAGCUGCUGCUGCGGGCGGGCAUCGCCCAGAAGCACCCCAAGGACUCUUCGCUCCUCCACCUACGCCACUACACCGCCCAGUAA
Molecule: messenger RNA, 1038 nt
Organism: Acanthamoeba castellanii str. Neff
Lineage: Eukaryota; Discosea; Longamoebia; Acanthamoebidae
Exons: 6
Coding region: 1-1038 (345 amino acids)
Biological process (GO): kinetochore assembly; mitotic sister chromatid segregation
Cellular component (GO): nucleus
Source: RefSeq, a predicted model, not a curated record